CCCGCUCGCACCUUGCUGCUUGAGCGCACGCUCUCUCUUUCGCUAGACAGAGCGCACCCGACCUCGACCCGCGGCAUGGCGAGCCGCACCGCGACACCGCAGCCGUGGCCUCAAGGAGGCGCCAACCCGCAAGGGCUGCAGCUCCCGCACGCCAACCAGGCCAAGGGCAAAGGACCCGCUCGCGGCACCUCGGCCGGCCCCGACGGCGGCGCAAAUGGCGCGCCCGAGCAGCCGUCUCGAGCCACCGACGUCGACUCGCUCAUGGACGCCGUCGGCGCAAGCGGUGUCGACCUCGGCGCCGAGGAAGAGUCGCUGCGCGCGACCAACGAUCGGCUCCAGGCGCAGGCCAUGAACGCCGCCGGGUCGAGCGGCGGUCCGCCCAACCCGCACGCCUACACCGGCAUCGACCGCUCGCGCAAGCAGGACUUUAUCGACCCGAGCCUACUCGCCGAGUGCGUCAAGAAAGUCGCCGCCGCCUUCCAGCUCAAGACGCUCGAGCCCGACACGAUCCCCCUCAUCGCGCUCGCGACACGCGCCCGCCUCAUGUCGCUCGUCAACUCGUCCAUCGCCGCGCGCGACCACCGCCAGCAGGCGUCGCACUUCCGCGUCCCGCCGUUCGUCGCGCCGAAUCCGCGCAAGCGGCGGCGACGGAACCCGAUGGACGGCGAGGUGGACGAGAUCAUGGACGGCGACGGCGACGACGACGACGUCGAGAUGGACCACGGCGGCGCGGGCGAGUCGAGCGUCAAGGUCCCGGCGUGGGACACGCUCGUGUACGACGAGCCCGAACGGCUCCUUGCCGUGCUCAAGCGCGUCGAGACGGCCGAGGAGAUCAAGACCAAGCGCGACCGGCGCGAGCGGGAUCAGCGCGAGCUCGAGGAGCAGCAGCUCGCCGAGGCGCUCGCGGCGAGCGAGGCGGCGCGCAUCGAGCUCGAGGAGCAGGAGAAGGCCGAGGCGCGCAAGGAGGCGCUUGACGACGAGGGCGGCGGCGGCGGAGCGUCGAAGAAGAAGAAGCCGGCCGGCGGCGAGGCCAAGGGCAAGGGCAAGGGCAAGGAGCUCGCCGGUGGCGCCGCACCGGCGACGCCCGGCGGCAAGGGCUCGGGCGCCGGGGGCGCCGACACGCCAUCGCUCGGCAAGGACGGCAAGCCCAAGAAGAAGAAGAAGGCCAAGGCGGGCGACGACGGCCCGAGCGGCACGAGCACGCCCGCACCCGGCGGCGGCGCAGGCGCAUCCGCACUCAAGAGCAGCCUCGGCCCGGGCAAGUUCGGCACCGAGGACAUCAAGAAGCGGCUCGCCGACCAAACGGCCAUGCGCUCGCUCGGCGGCCGCACCUUUUCGUGGCUCAACAACGGGCCCGUCGGCUCGCCGACGCCGGGCGGCGCAGGGCCGAGCACGCCCGGCGGCCUCCUGCCCAAGGCCAAGUUUGGCGGCGGCGCGCAGGGUUCGCCGAUGCCGCAGCCCAACUUUGCGCCGAACGGCGCGGGCGUCGGCGGCGCUGCGUCGACCUCGAAGCUCAACCCGGCCAACUCGUCGGACCAAGGCGGCGCUCGAGGGCAGCAGCCGCAGGACGCUGCGGCGACCGACCUCAUGGUGUCGAAGCUCAACGUGCCGCAGAUGACGGACGCGCAGCGCACGCGCACGGCGCGCGACGAGUGGGCGGCCGGGCAGCGGGUCGUCGAGGCGCAGGACUUGCUGUUCGCGCUCGACCGCGAGCGGGGCAUGGGCACGGGUCGGGGCAGCGGGAGAGGAGCAGCGGUGCGAGGGCGGGCGGGCAUCAUGAGGGGAGCGUACCGCGGCGGCGCAGGAGGCGGAGGAGGACCGCCUUACGGGAGCGAGUUGGGCCGUUUGGCCGGCACCCGCUCGUGGUUCGACAUCUCGCACCUCUCGACAGGUGACGCUCAGCUAGCUCGCCAAGCUUCGCAGCAGCUCCAGUUCGACCUCUUCAUGUCCAACUACGGCGGCUAUCACGGCGGCGGCGGUGGCGGUGGAUACGGAGGUGGCUACAACGGCGGGUACGGUGGAGGAGGCGGCGGCGGCGGCGGCUACGGCAACCGUGGGUACGGCGGCGGAGGAGGGGGCGGAGGAGGGUACGGCAGGAAGCGCGGUCGCGAGGAGGACGAGGGCUCGCCCAACUACCGCCGUCGCCAGGACGAGCGCGGCAACUUCCAGUCGUCGCCGGGAGGACGGCGCGGCGAGUACCCGGGUGGGCCUGGAGGCGGCUACGGCGGCGGUGGGCGUGGCUACUACGAGCGGCAGCAGGCGCCGCCGAGCCUCGAGGCGCAGCGGACCCGCUUCAAGGAGACGCUGUGGAAGCUCGGCACCAGCCCGAGCUACGACCCGAUCGUCGACCUCCCCUCGCUGGCCGAGGACAUCCAGAGCUGGUACUUCCGCGACAAGGAGAUCGUCUUCCUCGCUUUCCGUGCUGCCAUCUCGGAGCUGCCCCACAAGCUCCCGCACUACGCCGCCCUCAUCGCCCAGCUCUCGCUGAAGCCCGUCGCGCCCGCCGUUCCCGGUCCGCCUCGUUCAGCACCCGAGGGCGCAAGGCCCGCACCGCCUACGGCAAACCUUCCGGCCGCCCCGGGCCUGCCCGUUCGCCCCGUCGGCGUCGACGGCGAGGCAGCCCCCGCUUCGAGCGAGGCUGCGGCGGCUCGCGAUGCCGCAGACGGCGAGGCGCAGGAGGACGACGCGCAGGACAAGGUCAACGUCGGCAAGGAGGUCGUCCAGGACUUGACCAAGGCGUUCCAGCAGUUCCUCGACGAGCGCAAGUGGAAGAGCGUCCGGUACUGCGUCAUCCUGUUCGCCCACCUCACCCGUCUCCCGGCCUCGAGCCCCGUCAUCUCGACCUCGUCGCUCGUCAACCUCCUCACCUCGUUCGUCGCCGUCCUCGACGAGCCCGGCCUGCGCGCUAGCCGCGGCGACGAGUGCGCGCGCAUCAUCGUCGAGGCCCUCCUGCGCCUCGACGCCUCGACGCUCGCCGACCCGUCGAUCGACACGCUGCGCGACGGCGUCCAGGCGUACCUGUCGUCGAGGCGGAUCGAGCGCGAGCUGUUCGCCGAGCGCGAGCACCAGGCGCAGUGGAACGACUCGCUCGAGCAGCUCGUCACGGCGCUCUCGUCGGCGUCGUCGUCGUCCGACUCGGAGGGCAUCUUCCCGGUCUCGGCCGUCCUCCCCAACCCGUUCUCGGCGCUCGAGCUCGCCCCGGCCGAUACGGACGACGCGGCGCCGGCCAUCGUCGACAACCCCGACGCGCUCACGUUGCCGCUCGUGCUCGUCCCGCCCGAGAGCGACGAGGGCGACCUGACGCUCAGCGCUGGCUCGGGCACGCACGCCAUCCCGCCGCCGCCGAUCAGCGCCGGCCUGCGCGGUGACGAGGGCGUCGGCUACGACGGCACGAGGUUGACGCUGCGCCUCUUCGACGACGAGUCGGUUCCUUCGCUCUACGACCCGGCCGGCAUCGUCGUUCGGUCGCUCAUCGCCGACCUCAUCUCGCUGUACGAGACGAACCGCAAGGACGCGGCGACGCUCCUCCUCGAGCUGCCGCACUGGUUCCUCAAGGGCACGUUCAAGCCUGUCGGCUCGGCCAAGCAGCAGCCGGCGCAGCGCGGCGACGACGAGGACGAGAAGAUGGCGCAGGAGGACAAGGUCGAGACGGGCCCGCAGUGGUCGCUCGAGAACCUGUUCGUCGAGUCGAUCGUGUCGUCCAUCCUCGCCCUCCCGUCGCCGCCGCACACGAGCAUGUACUACUACUCGCUCCUGUGCGAGCUGUGCCGCGUGUCGCCCACGACGGUCGCGCCCUCGCUCGGCAAGUCGGUCCGCAAGCUGUACGCCGGCCUCAACGCGUCGACCGCCUCGGCCGACACGCCGUCGCUCGACGCCGAGGGCGUGCGCCGGUUCGCCGACUGGUUCGCCGUCCACUUGUCCAACUACGGCUUCAUGUGGGGAUGGGCCGAUUGGGCGAGCGACAUGGUCGACGUGUCGGACAAGCACCCGCAGCGCGUGUUCGUCAAGCGCACGAUGGACCUCGAGAUCCGCCUCAGCUACUUCGACCGCAUCAAGAACACGGUCCCCGGGUCGAUGCUCGACGCCGGCGUCUUCCCCGACGAGGCGCCCGGCCCCGACUACGCGUACGAGGACGAGCAGCACACGCACUACGCCGCCGCAUCCGCCUUCCUGCGCCUCAUCCGCGCCAAGGCGCCCAUCUCGGAGGCCGAGGACGAGCUCGCGUCGUUCCAGAAGGCGCUCGAGUCGGAGCGCGGCUUGUCGACCGCCGAGGCCGACAAGGUCAAGCGCGACCUCGCCGUCCAGACGGUCCUCAACGUCGGCUCGCGGUCCUUCUCGCACUUCCUCAACGCCCUCGAGCGGUACCUCACCCUGCUGCGCGGCCUCACGUCGUCGGCCUCGGCGCGCCAGGACCUCCUCACGACGGUCGCCGCGUUCUGGCGCCGCCACCCGCAGUUCCACCUCAUCGUGCUCGACAAGCUCCUCCAGUACCGCCUCGUCGACACGCGCGACGUGACGGCGUGGGUCUUUGCGCCGGCCGACGAGCAGCCGGGCGCGAGGACCAAGACGUGGAGCGACAUCGACCUGUGGCAGAUGCUCCAGGUGACGCUGCGCACGGUCCAGUUCCGCGUCGACUCGGCGAGGGCGAGGCUCGAGGGCUUCAGGCGCGAGGACGAGGCGCGAGGAGCCGAGGGCGGCGGCGAGGAGCUUGACGCCGAGGGCGACGUCGCCGUUCGCGACGCGCAGGACAACCCCGAAAUCGCGUCGGCGGCGUCGUACCUGGCCGAGUCCGAGGCCGAGCAGGCCCAGACGCUCCUCGAGAUCCUCGGGCACUUUGCCAAGCUGCUCCCCUUCAAGAACGCCGACGAGGCCAAGGACGAGAAGGACGGCGAGGCCGGCGAGGACGAGUGGGAGAGGUGGUGGACCCUCGGAUGGGUGCGCGAGUUCUGCCGCUCGUGGCUCACGCACAAGCACCUCAUCGCGCCGACGCUCUCGAACGGCAUCGACCAGCUCGACCUCGGCUCGACGUCGCCCGCCGUCCAGGCCAUCGUCGACGCCGCCAAGGCGUGGCACGACUUUGCGUGAGCUCUGAGAGUUUGGGCGGCAGAGCGUGCGACGAGGCGAGGCGAGGGGUGCGUGCGGGACGCGGCGGUUCUGAAAAGCGUGCGAGGCGUGCAACUUUUGUCUUUCUC
This is a messenger RNA of Rhodotorula graminis WP1, 5192 nucleotides long. RefSeq lists its product as uncharacterized. Gene Ontology annotation, biological process: mRNA export from nucleus; DNA-templated transcription initiation; nuclear-transcribed mRNA catabolic process, nonsense-mediated decay. Lineage: Eukaryota; Fungi; Basidiomycota; Microbotryomycetes; Sporidiobolales; Sporidiobolaceae. The transcript has 16 exons. Gene Ontology annotation, cellular component: transcription factor TFIID complex; nucleus; nuclear cap binding complex. The coding region runs from base 76 to 5085 and encodes 1669 amino acids. The record is from RefSeq and is a predicted model, not a curated record. Gene Ontology annotation, molecular function: mRNA binding; RNA cap binding.